AUGAUUGGUGCGCUCUCCUGGGACCAGCGGGAUUACGUAUUGGCAUCUCGCUUUGGUAGCAUGGCGGCACUGCGGCAGCGUGGGCAAGUGGCUUUUUGGGACGUUCCGGGGACCUGGGGGGGGAUCUUUCUUUACCCCAGGGCCCGGGCCACCUCAUCUUUCCUCUGCAACCCAUGCCGAGAUGCAUCUGCCACUGCGACGGCGACGUUCUUUCCUUACAUUGAUUUCAACGCCUUACUUUUCAGUACUAGGCGUGCCAGAUAUCGCGACUUCAAAGCUGGCAAGAUGGCAUUCGGUAAUAUGCAAGCCUGCCGAAUGGAGGCUCAUCGAGUGCCGCCCGAAUGCGAUCCCGGCGUUUCGAGGGCAAAGAGACCGCUGGCGGGUCGGGAGUUGCAGUUCUUGCAUUGUUUCGUUUCCACCACUGCUGCGAGCUGGGGCAAGUAUCCGCGAAUUUGUUUCAACGCUUUGGUCGAGUGA
Molecule: messenger RNA, 477 nt
Organism: Colletotrichum lupini
Lineage: Eukaryota; Fungi; Ascomycota; Sordariomycetes; Glomerellales; Glomerellaceae
Exons: 4
Coding region: 1-477 (158 amino acids)
Source: RefSeq, a predicted model, not a curated record